AACCCCAACCUACCUUCUUCCUUCUCCUUUCCCCGAUUCCUCUUGGCCUUGGCUCGCCCGCCCUCGCCCGAACCACAACCCCCCUUCUUAUUGUCCUUCCCCCCGAUUCCUUCCUUCGCCGCUGCCUCUUACCUCUCUCCCUCUCCCUGCUACCGUCCGGCCAUCGCCGGAAUCCGCUGCUCGACCGAACGCCGAACCGACCCCCGUCCCCGUUUACCUCUCUUUCUUCCCAGAUCUCUCCUCCUCCUUAUCUUUCUCUUCCCUCCGGGUCCACCCCUUCAUCGCCUUUCUGCCGCCCUGAUCGAGCCGGCCUUCCUCUACUUCGCCGGACUUUCUCUCACCAAGUCUUGCCACCCCUUCUUUCCUUUUCCUUCGCUUGCGUGCGCUGCCCUAGACACGUCCGGAUCAAGGGCCUCGCCCGUUAGUGGGAGACAACGAGGGGGCAGCGAGAUGGGCGGUGCGGCGUUUCGGUGGCUACUUCAGCUCCACAGAGACGUACCUAAGGCCGCUCGAUUCUACUCGGAAGGCUUGGAUUUCAGCAUUAACGUCUGCACUCUCCGUUGGGCCGAGCUCCAAAAUGGCCCUCUAAAGCUUGCCCUGAUGCACUCCCCCACCAGUGAUUAUCUUAUGCAGAAAGGUUGCUCCUCUAUGCUGUCCUUCACAGUAACAGACAUAAACAGCACGGUGACAAAAUUAAUGACAUUAGGAGCUGAGUUGGAUGGUCCUAUUAAAUAUGAGAUCCAUGGGAAGGUGGCUGCCUUGCAUUGCCUUGAUGGGCAUGUGUUGGGUCUUUAUGAACCUGCAUGACAGUUUCAACAAAUUUUAGUUUGUGCAGUCUAAAACCAGAUCAAAGUCCUGAUACGGUAUAAAAUUUUAGAGUUCUCAGCAGCUAUCAGAUGCAUAAUUUCAUUGUCGCUAGCAAGAGCUGCUUCUACCAGAGUAGUGGAAAGAGCAUAAGAUACGAUUCCUUUCUUUGAGUUUCCUUCAAAGAUGGUCAUUGUUUGUUCAUCCAGAUCAAUCAGCGCUGUGCAAAGAGUUUAUAAGUGUUGGACCUGACGACUUUGUCAAUCAAAUGGGUAGGAGUAAACUGAAUAAGGUGGAACAGAGGACACACAUUUAGAUUUCUAUUUGUAGGGAAGGUCCCAAACUGAGUCACCUGUCAUGUAGAUGGGAUAUUUCUUUUCCACAGAAUCUCCAAGGAAUGAGACUGCUUGUGCUUUUAACUCUGCUGAAAGUUAAGCUAUGCUGUCUGUCUGCUGGUAGAGUUCUCAUCUUGUACCUUAACUUGAAGAUGGUGACCUGAAUUUAAUGGAGAGCACUAUUUUUGCAUUUCA
This is a messenger RNA of Elaeis guineensis (African oil palm), 1334 nucleotides long. RefSeq lists its product as uncharacterized. The record is from RefSeq and is a predicted model, not a curated record. Lineage: Eukaryota; Viridiplantae; Streptophyta; Magnoliopsida; Arecales; Arecaceae.